CGGCCUCCAGGUGGGGGCGGUAGCGAGGGCGCUGCUGUUGGUUGUUGAUGCUGAGGAAGCGUCUCCUUCACUUCUGCAUCUGAGAGGAGGAGAGACAGGCACCGACUUCCUGUCAGCGCUGCGCUCGGCUGCCUGGCUGCCUCUCCGGGAGGCUUGUGGUUCUGCAGAGCGGCGGGAGGGACGCUUCUGUCGGCGGCGUAUGGGCCAGAGAGCGACGCCCGGGACCUCGGCGCGAUAAGGAACCGGCGCAGCGGGACGCGGAGCGCGCGCAGCCGUAGAUGCGGAUUGUUUACGCCGGUGGGCUCGGCUCCUCGUCCCGCGUCCCCGCCUCCCCGCGCCUCCGAGCGGCCGCCUCGGCUCAGCGGCGCCGCCGCAGAUAGCGCCCGUGGAGCGGGCUGAUGCCGGCCCUGGUGCUCGGCCCGGCCUUCAUCACCGCCUCCACCAUCAUCACCCUCCGCGCGUGCGUCCGCUAGAGAGCUACGAGGCGCCGCGCACGCUAGCGGAGACAGCAAGAGGAGGAGCCGGGUUCGGGUUCGGGCGCAGCGGCGCGCGGUGUCGGACGGAGUGGAUGAGCGGCGGGAGCGAACCCAGAGAUGGCUGUCCUCAAACUGGCCGAGCAGCCUCCUCUCAUCCAGGCGAUCUUCAGUGGAGACCCUGAGGAGAUCCGCAUGCUCAUAUACAAGUCUGAAGACAUCAAUGCUUUGGAUGCAGAGAAGCGAACCCCGCUGCAUGCAGCAGCCUUCCUGGGCGAUGCCGAGAUCACGGAGCUCCUCAUCCUGUCUGGGGCCCGGGUCAACGCCAAAGACAACAUGUGGCUCACGCCUCUUCAUCGCGCCGUGGCAUCUCGGAGCGAGGAGGCCGUGAGAGUUCUGAUCCGUCACUCGGCCGACGUGAACGCUCGGGACAAGAACUGGCAGACGCCGCUGCACGUGGCCGCGGCCAACAACUCCCUGCGAUGCGCCGAGGUCGUCAUCCCACUGCUGAGCAGCGUCAACGUGUCGGACCGCGGCGGGCGCACGGCGCUGCACCACGCCGCCCUCAACGGCCACGCCGAGAUGGUGAACCUGCUUCUGGCUAAAGGAGCCAACAUCAACGCCUUCGAUAAGAAGGACGGCCGCGCGCUGCACUGGGCAGCUUUCAUGGGUCAUCUGGAGGUGGUGCGUCUGCUGGUGAGUCAGGGAGCAGAGAUCAGCUGUAAGGACAAACGCGGCUACACCCCCCUCCAUGCCGCAGCCUCCAGCGGGCAGAUCGCUGUGGUGAAGCACCUGAUCAACCUGUCUGUGGAGAUCGACGAGUCCAACGCGUUCGGGAACACGGCGCUGCACCUGGCCUGCUUCAACGGCCAGGACGCCGUCGCCAACGAGCUCAUCGACUACGGCGCCAACGUCAGCCAGCCCAACAACAAGGGCUUCACCCCGCUGCACUUCGCCGCCGCCUCCACGCACGGAGCGCUGUGCCUGGAGCUGCUGGUCAACAACGGCGCCGACGUCAACGUGCAGAGUCGGGACGGGAAGAGUCCUCUUCACAUGACGGCGGUCCACGGUCGCUUCACCCGCUCCCAGACGCUCAUCCAGAACGGAGGGGAGAUCGACAGCGUGGACAAGGACGGCAACACGCCGCUGCACAUCGCCGCCCGCUACGGCCACGAGCUGCUCAUCAACACGCUCAUCACCAGCGGCGCCGACUCCACCAGGCGAGGGGUCCACGGCAUGUUCCCUCUGCACCUGGCGGCCCUGAACGCUCACGCCGACUGCUGCAGGAAGCUGCUGUCCUCAGGUCGGAGGUUUAGCAUAAUGUGUAACGACUCGGUCCUGUCCGCAGGCUUCCAGAUCGACACCCCCGACAGCCUGGGGAGGACCUGCCUGCACGCGGCUGCAGCCGGAGGCAACGUGGAGUGUGUGAAGCUGCUCCUGAGCAGCGGUGGAGACCACAACAGGAGGGACAACUGUGGCAGGACCCCGCUGCACUACGCGGCCGCCAGCCGUCACUACCAGUGUCUGGAGACUCUGGGGACCUGCGGCACUGCCAUGAACGCCACCGACCAGUGGGGGCGCUCUGCUCUGCACUACGCCGCCGCCUCGGACCUGGACCGGAGGCGCCGUGUUGCCUUGGAGCCUGAGAGUGAAGGCGUCCAGGCAGAGAGAGAGAAGGAGGCGGCGCUAUGUUUAGAGUUUCUGCUGCAGAGCGGAGCGACGGCUUCUCUGAAGGACAAACAGGGCUACAGCCCGGUCCACUACGCUGCAGCCUACGGACACAGACACUGUCUGGAGCUGCUGCUGGACCAGGACGACGGCCUCCAGGACCCUGAGUCUGCCAGCACCAGGAGCCCGCUGCACCUCGCUGCGUACCACGGCCACGCGCAGGCUCUGGAGGUGCUGCUGCAUGGGGAGAGGGAGGUGGACCAGCGGGACGAGGCGGGGAGGACCCCGCUGGCCCUGGCCGCCCUGCGUGGCCACUCAGACUGCGUCCACACGCUCCUCAGCCAGGGGGCGGCGCCGCGCACGGCCGACGCCCAGCUCGGACGCUCGCCGGUGCACCUGGCAGUGAUGAACGGUCACACGACGUGCGUGCGCCUCCUGCUGGACGAGCCGGACAGCGCCGACCUGGUGGACGCCGCGGACUCUCAGGGACAGACUCCUCUGAUGCUGGCGGUGGCGGGAGGCCACGUCGACGCCGUGUCCCUGCUGCUAGAGAGAGAAGCCGACGUCAAUGCGGCCGACAACCGCGGACUGACUGCCCUGCACCUCGGGCUGCUGUGUGGGCAGGAGGAGUGCAUCCAGUGUCUCCUGGAGCAGGAGGCCUCGGUUUUGAUCGGUGACUCUCAGGGUCGUACCCCCAUCCACCUGGCGGCGGCCCGAGGCCACGCCUCCUGGCUCAGCGAGCUGCUGAGCAUCGCCUGCUCUGAGCCGCCGUCGCUGCCGCCGCUGAGGGACCGCGCCGGCUACACGCCGCUGCACUGGGCCUGCUACUACGGUCAGGACGGCUGUGUGGAGGUUCUGCUGGAACAGAAGGGCUGUCGGCACAUUGAUGGGAACCCCUUCACUCCUCUGCACUGCGCUGUGAUCAAUGAUCACGAGGCCUGUGCUUCUCUGCUGCUGGAGGCGAUGGGCUCAGACAUCGCUGGCUGCAAAGACUCCAAGGGCAGGACUCCGCUUCACGCUGCCGCGUUUGCCGGACACGUCGACUGUCUCCAGCUGCUGCUUUCCCAUGAUGCAUCUGUCAACGCUGUGGACCAGUCGGGUCGCACUGCCCUGAUGAUGGCAGCGGGGAAGGGCAGGCUCGGGGCUCUGGAGGUGCUGUUGACCAGCGCCGCCCACAGUCUGACGGACAAAGACGGCAACACUGCCCUGCACCUCGCCUGCAGCAAUGGAAAGGAAGACUGUGUGUUGCUGAUCCUGGAGAAGCUGUCUGACACUGCACUCAUAAACGCCACCAACGCAGCUCUGCAGACUCCUCUCCACCUGGCGGCUCGUAGCGGACUGAAGGAAGCGGUCCAGGAGCUGCUGUCCCGCGGAGCCAACGUCCAGACAGUGGAUGAGAACGGUCUGACGCCUGCUCUGGCUUGUGCUCCUAGCAGAGAGGUGGCUGACUGUCUGGCUCUCAUUCUGGCUACCAUGAUGCCUUUCUGCUCCCCUUGCAGCUCCGGGGCUCCCUCCCCAGGCUCCCUCCUGAGGCAGCUGCCCCACCAGGGCGGCGCUAAAGGCUCUGGACUCGGGCCUGGACCUUGCCCCGGACCACGGGGCCCUCGCAGCCCCAGGAACCCCUCCGGACCCUCCAGCGAGGGGACCACAGAGAACGACUCGGAGGACUCGGAGACCUUCUGACCCCUCCGAGCCAACUCUCUACCCUCCUACCUCCAAGUGUGCGCCCGAACAUUUUCCUGCCCCCCUCAAGGAACGACGACACAUUUCCGUGGAAAUGUGCACUUUUUAGGCAGAAGGGCAGAGAUUGGUUUGUGACCAGAGCAAAGUGUUCAAAGUUAAAUUAAUCAAACAUUAAUCACAAAUCAAAACUCACAAAUUGAAACAUUCAAUAAUUUCAUCAACUUCAUAGAACUAAGUGAAAUAAACAUAUUAUUCAACUAAAUUAACUUAUUGGUUUGUAAAAAGAAUUCAAAGUCAGACCUUUGGUUUGAUUUAAGGAGCUAAAAUUUAUUUAAUGUAUUAACUGAUUUAUUUUGCAGCAGGUUAAAAACUGGAGUAAACCUUAGAUUCCACUUUGCUAAUUUACCGUUGAACACUGGCUCCUCGUCACUCCCUCCGUCCACCAGGCUGCAGGCCCAAACAAAUAAGAAGAAGCUGCGCUGGAUCCGAGGAUGCGGCUGAACAGUAGUUUGUUCUGGACCCGCUGGGGUUCAGGCGUUUGCAUGUUUGUGUAAACUCACAAUUCAUUCUUUUUACUCACGGGUGCUUCGAUCCAAACCGACCUCGGUAUUUAAGUCUCAGAAGGACUCAGCAACUCGCCUCUCGAGACUCUUACAGAAAAAAGCCAUUUUAACUGUUUGUACAAAACGAUGUAGACCAAGACAGAGUGUGAUUUUAACAUUUGUAUCAUUUAUGGCUUGUUGUCAUACCAAAUAUUUGACUGUCACGUUCCUGUGUAUCAAAUGGCACAGAGCUUGUUUUUAUCUGUUGACAACUGAAGCACAAAUUAGGAAAUUGCCGUCGCCUGCGGCUUGAAUGUGAAUCACGCAGCCUGUAGAGCAUCGAGGACUAAGACGGGUCCCCGGUACGUCUGCAGACUUCGGCUGAAGACGCUGAAGUAAGCGCUUCACGCCUACAGUACACGACAGGUUUGUUCUGACUGACCUGGCUCAGCCACACGUGAGGAUCACACCACGUGCAGUAGCCGCUGAUGCAGCUGGAUGUUGUCCCGCGGCCCUGAAGGCCUCCCUGCACUGUCCUGACUCCCUACAGAGGAGCGGCCCUAAAGGUUUACUCACAAGCUCAAAUUCUAGUGAUGAAAAACUUGUUACUCGCUAUUUAUGAUCCAUUACAUGAUGGUACAGAAACAACCAGCACUUGACCACUUCCUCCUCGUCCUCCGUGUUCCUACCACGAUGUGUGCCAUUGUCUGAAACGCGUCCAGUGCCUUGAUGUCGAACUUUUUUCACAUAGUGUUUCUAGAUUCUAAUGUCCUUGAGAGUUUGAAGGAUCCGUUCACCUAAAAGCACAGUAGCUACAGUGAGUGAGUCUAAAACCUAGAGCUACGACAUUCACCCGUUUCAUCAGGGAAUGAAAGCAACAGAAGGAAUCUGCUGAAUCUGUAGACUCUGAGCUCUUGGAACGUUUCAGCAUUUGUGUAGGUUUUGUGCCUUGGGUGAACAGAUUCUUUAUUAUGCUGAGCAUAGUUUUGGCGAUUAUGUAACAUUGGAUAAAACGUUUGAGAGAAUCUGCAUGAAUGUUCUGCAGAGGUUUUUGUGUGAACUGUUUGUCGCUCCACUGGUGAUAUGCAAGAAAAGGAGGUGAAGACCAGAAGCAUGUGUGCGUCUGUCUGGAGACUCCGGCUUCCAGCCUCCAGCCUCAUUCAGCCUGAAUAAAUACAACAGAGCCGCUUUAGUGUGGUUCAGGGCUCCGUGGCUUUUAGCCUACAUUAUUCCAAUUAGAGCUCAUGGUGUUUGCUGGAGACUGAGCUGAGGAGCAGGUUUACAGACCUCAGAUUGCUGGUUUUGGUCUUUACAGAGAAAAACAAUAUUACCAGUGCUGUCUUUAAUUUGGUUGAGUGCGUCAGCAUAGGUACUGAUAUGAAACUAAACUGCUUUUGUACAUAUUAACCUAAAAAAAGAACAACUCAUCAGAGGUUUAAACAAAUAAAAAAAUGUUUUUUUAUUCAAUCUCCUACAAUGGUUUGAAAGUGUGUAUAUUAACGGUUUUAUCUUCCAAUGAAGCCUGAUAAGCACACGUUGCCAGUCUGCCAGUAUUAUCGCUCAGUCCUGACAAUCGCGGCCGUCAUGCGUCUGAUGAUUUUCAUAGCAGUUCCUGAUGCAGUACGACUUGCUGAGGGCUUUCUGUCAGCUACCUGUUUGUUUUAUAUGAAUCAUGCUACUAUAAAAAGAAAUCUGUUAAGUUCC
Betta splendens (Siamese fighting fish) is the source of this 6070-nucleotide messenger RNA. It is a transcript of the gene ankrd44, whose product is annotated as ankyrin repeat domain 44. The coding region runs from base 594 to 3824 and encodes 1076 amino acids. Gene Ontology annotation, molecular function: protein binding. The transcript is spliced from 28 exons. NCBI's taxonomy places the organism in Eukaryota, Metazoa, Chordata, Actinopteri, Anabantiformes, Osphronemidae. The record is from RefSeq and is a predicted model, not a curated record.